AGAGAGAGAGAGAGAGAGAGAGAGAGAGAGUGAGCGAGCGUUCUCUCCCGGUGCACUUGGCAGUUAGUUGCGGGCUGCUGUGCUGUUGCUGUGGUGGCGGUGUGGCUGGUCUCGGGGAACUUUAGCACACUGGAGCCCGAAGUCCCACUCUCUCACCUGCGCAGUUUGGAGCUGCCAUGGGUCUCGCGCCUGGAUUUACAAUCUUAAUCAUUCUGCCGGCCUUUCUUCACACGAGCGGCCUGUAUAUCGCCAGUAGCGUAGACUCCCUGCAGCAUGUCCUGGGGGAGUAUGGACUGGUGAGGCCCGUGAGCGUGGACGCAGACGGCCGGUUCUUGACCCACGCUGUGUCAGCCGGCCUGGUGGGGGCGGGGCAGUCCCGUAGGCGCUGGAGGAGAGAGGCUGGAGAGAACAAGGGAGAAGGAGAAAGAGGUGAAGAAAGAGAGGGAAUGUACGAGGAGAAGGACGGAGGGCCCCUACACAGACAGCUUUACUACAAUGUCACUGUCUUCGGCCGGGAGUUCCACCUGCGUCUGCGGCACAACGCGCGACUGGUGGCACCCGGAGCCAAGAUGGAGUGGCACAACGAUGACGACAGCAACGGGACAGCCACGCGCUCCGAGCCCCUGCAGAGAGACUGUUUCUACGUGGGUGAUGUCACAGACACGCCCGGAGCCACCGUAGCCAUCAGCAACUGCGACGGCCUGGCUGGUAUGAUCAGGACGGAAGAGGAGGAGUUCUUCAUCGAGCCGGUGGAGAGGGGGGAUGGAGUGAUGGGGGAGGAGGAGGGAGGAGGAGGGCGUCAACACAUCGUCUACCGUUCCUCCUCCCUGAAGAAAAUGUCCGUCAGCGGCCCCGCUGCAGGCUACCACUCUAGAGGUGCUGAACUGCCUGGUCUGAUAGACCUGGAGUCGCUGUAUCGUGGUGUGGAGCAGAGUAUCAACCACACCCAGGCCCAGAGACAGAGGAGACAGAGUCCAGAGAGAGCCUACAACAUUGAGGUCCUACUGGGGGUGGAUGACUCCGUGGUCCAGUUCCACGGCAAGGAACACGUCCAGAAGUACCUGCUCACGCUCAUGAACAUCGUGAAUGAGAUUUACCAUGACCCCUCUCUGGGAGCCAGGAUCAACGUGGUGCUAGUACGAAUCAUCAUGCUAGGCUAUGGGAAGUCUAUGAGUCUGAUAGAGUUGGGGAACCCGUCUCAGAGUCUGGAGAAUGUGUGUCGCUGGGCCUUCCUGCAGCAGAAACAGGACACAGGAGAUGCAGAGUACCAUGACCACGCUAUCUUCCUCACACGACAGGAGUUCGGGCCUACCGGCAUGCAGGGUUAUGCUCCAGUAACAGGGAUGUGUCACCCAGUGAGGAGCUGUACUCUGAACCAUGAGGAUGGCUUCUCUUCUGCCUUUGUGGUAGCACAUGAGACGGGACAUGUGCUGGGUAUGGAACACGACGGCCAGGGGAAUCGCUGUGGAGACGAGGUGCACAUGGGGAGCAUCAUGGCCCCGUUGGUGCAAGCUGCCUUCCACCGCUUCCACUGGUCCCGCUGUAGCCAGCAGGAGCUAGGACGAUACCUACAAUCCUACGACUGUCUCCGUGACGACCCCUACGAACAUAACUGGCCGUCCCUGCCCAGACUUCCUGGUCUGCACUACUCCAUGAACGAACAGUGUCGCUUCGACUUCGGCGUGGGCUACAUGAUGUGUACCGCGCUGCAAAAGGUGGGCCAGGCUGGAACACAGUACCGGACGUUUGACCCCUGCAAACAGCUGUGGUGCAGCCACCCUGACAACCCCUUUUUCUGCAAGACCAAGAAAGGACCGCCCAUCGACGGAACCAUGUGUGGGGACGGGAAGCACUGCUUCAAAGGUCACUGUAUCUGGCUGACCAAUGACAUGAUAAAGCAGGAUGGUGGGUGGGGCAUGUGGAGCCAGUUUGGGUCCUGCACUCGUACCUGUGGAGGAGGGGUGCAGUUCAGAACCCGCGAAUGUGACAACCCCAGGCCUGCUAAUGGAGGUCGUACCUGUCUGGGUGCUAACUACCAAUUUCAGCUAUGUAACAGCCAGGAGUGUGAGGAGCUAUACAGUGACUUCAGGGAGGAGCAGUGCCGUAGCUUGGACCCCGAGUACGAGUUCCACAACAACAAGCACCACUGGCUGCCUUAUGAACACAGUGAACCUAAGCAGCGCUGCCAGCUCCAUUGCCAGUCCAAGGAGACCAGAGACAAGAUCAACAUGCAGAGGCUGGUCCAAGACGGCACGCUCUGCUCAUAUAAAGACUCCUACAGCGUGUGUGUGCGCGGGGACUGUGAGAAAGUGGGCUGUGACAGCGUGGUAGGGUCCUCCCAACAGGAGGAUAAGUGUGGUGUCUGUGGAGGAGACAACUCCAGCUGCAAGAUAAUCAAGGGCAACUUCACACGCAGUGCCAAGAAACAAGGUUUCCUCAAAGUACUUGAAAUCCCUCGAGGGGCUAGACACCUACUGAUCCAGGAGAUUAAGCCAACCGCCCACAUUUUAGCGGUGAAGAACCAGGCUUCAGGACAGUUUUUCCUGAACGCUGAGGGAGACCUCCCAGAAUCCCGUGCGGUCAUAGAAAAGGGCGUGGAGUGGGAGUAUGUGAAUAAUGACCACGACAAGGAGACAUUACAGACCAAUGGACCGCUCAGACACGGGGUCCUAAUCAUGGUGCAGUCCCAUGGAGAUGCCAAGGUGACCCUGUCCUAUAAGUACAUCAUUCAUAUGGACCUUCUGUCUGCUAUAGAGAACAACAUGCUGCUGGAUGACACCUCCUUUUAUGAGUGGGCCCUGAAGAAAUGGUCCUAUUGCUCCAAGCCCUGUGGGGGAGGUAAGCAGUAUACCCGGUACGGCUGUAGAAGGAGAGCAGACAGUAAGAUGGUCCACCGGCGCUACUGUGAGAACAUCAAGAAGCCUCGCGCCAUCAGCAGAGACUGCAACCAGAAGGAGUGCUCCCAGCCCAUCUGGGAGGAUGGUCCGUGGGAGCCGUGCAGUAAGACAUGUGGUAAAACAGGGUACCAGAUGAGGUCUGUUCACUGUGUCCAGUCCUUAGACAACGGCAACAAGCGCUCCAUCCACAGCAAGUACUGCAACAACGACCGGCCUGAGGCACGCAGACCCUGCAACAGAGAGCUCUGCCCCGCACAGUGGAGAGUAGGGUCCUGGUCACAGUGCUCCGUGACGUGUGCAAAUGGGACACAGCAGAGGCAGGCGUUGUGUCACACGCGUGACAACACCAUCGGUCUGUGUCUAGACAGCAAGCCAGACACCAUACGCAUCUGUAGCCUGGCGCCCUGUCCCAGAGGCUCGUCAGACCUGAAUAAGAAUGGCAACAUCCUGAUCCAGUGGCUGUCCCGUCCAGACCCAGACUUGCCCUACCAGAGGAACAGCUCACGCAAGCAGCGUUGUCAUGGAGACAGGUCAGUGUUCUGUCGCAUGGAGGUGCUGAUCCACUACUGCACUCUGCCUGGCUACAAGCGCAUGUGCUGCAAAUCCUGCAGCAACGUGACGGACAGCAGCCUGAGCACCACCGCCCCUCCCCGGGUCACAGCUGUCCCCCUGCCUCGCCCCCGGCCUCUGCCUCAACCCAAGGACAACAACACCCCCUUUCAGCCCACGGUUCAUCCAAGAAGUAUAACACAUAUACCUUAUACCACGCCACGCCCAAUGAGCACCACAGACACUUAUACAGCACCCCACCCAUACUACACCACAUACCCCAUCCCCAUGACCCCAGAGCACAGUGUGACCCCCAGAGACACAACCAGGAAGUACCCCUCAUUCACCCUCUCCACCAGAACCAGCACAUACACUACAACUCCCAGUAGCCCUUUCACUGACGUCACCUUUGUCAGCAACGACACCACAGGUGCAUCAACCACAACUCCCAGCAGCCUAUUCUCCAUGGAUGAUGUCAUAAAGCCAACUGAAACCAACUACUUUGAGGAUGUCACAUCGCCCAGUGGAACCAUACCAUACACUGAUGUCACAAUGCCCAGUGGUGAUGAUGUCACAAUCCCUAGUGGAACCAUGCCCUAUGGCAAUGAUGUCACAAUGCACAGCAGAACCACGCCCUAUGGUGAUAUCACAAUGCCCAGUGGAACCAUGCCUUAUGAAGAUGACGUCACAAUGAUGACAGUGAUGAUUCCUACCGUCCCCAGCGAUGACAUCAUAGAUAUGACCACCCCUGAUUUGUCGGAUUUCACAGAGUACAUAUCUGUGAGGGCCACUGUUCCCACAACAGAGCAAACGACAGCCCCGCCUCCCACAACAACCAUCGCCACGAUGACAACAACAACAACCAAAAAACCCACGUGGCCGCCAAGCCGCCAGGAGGACACCAGCGAGAACAACUCCAUCGACGAUCCCUACAACCGGAUCAUCGGAGUGGACAAUGACAUCUCCCAAAACAACCUGAUCCCCAGACGAAGCCGUGUGUUCCUCAUGGAGAGAACACGGAACAAACGCAUCCAGGAACUCCUGGAGGAGAAGAGGAACUUUCUGUUGAGGAUGAAGCGGGCCCACAGGGGCGCUGCGUGAUGACCUCAAACCUUAACCUUUGACCCUUACCCUCCCUGAUUUCUCUUAUAGAGAUUUACCUAUGUCUGCUAACAGACUGGAGUUAUUGUUUAACCCUCAACCUGCCUUGGUGCUCUCUGUCAGGCAAUUACCCACCACACAUCCAGAGCCACGGUACAGACAUACAUACCGCCCUGUUCUGUUACACACACACACCAGCCAGCCACACGGCAAACUGAACUAUGUGGAGAGAGAACCAAAGCCAGAUGUUUGCACAGUUGUUUUGAAUAAAAGCGGUUGGUCUUGUUGUAAGGCUGAGAGUAGAGCCAGAUGUGCUGUGGACCGUACAUCCUCUUGAACCUGCACCAUAACAAGGGAAACUUUUAUCUCUCCAAACCUCCCCCAGUGUGCUUAGGUUUUCAGAGCAAGGCACAUACAGUAAAUAUGUAUUUAUCUUUAAUAAGCAGCACACACCUGGAUAAGCUCAGGGCGUGAAACGUUGGACCUUCAGGCCAUUAAAGUCGACAAAGCUCGAAGUAGAUUUUAUUUAAAUGAAGUCUUAUUCCCCAGCACCAUGCCAGAACCCAGGUAAGCUUGCUCAUCCCAAACAAGUCUAACAUACCAUGUUAGAUUACAGCCUAUGACUGCAGUUGAUAUGCCCCCUCUUUAAGUCAAACAGACAUAAAUACCAGUCUGAUCCCAUUUAAUGAGACAUGUUAGAUAGGAAGUGUCCAUAUGUGUCUUUUUCUAGGGGUAUGUCCCUAUGGCCCCUGGUCCAAAGUAAUGUGCUUUAAAGGCAAUAGACUAGGGUUGAAUGGCGGGAACCCGGUUACCAAGAUUUACCGGGAUUUACUGCCCCAAACCACUCGCUUUUCUCAGGAUAAAUAACUGCAAGAAACAGGUCAAUCAUAAUAAAUUAUUUAUAUAAACAGCAUGGCGUGAAAUGGAACUGCUAAAUGAUAUGCAAUGUCUAAAUCUGGCUUCUCUACGAAAUGGAACUGUUAAAUUAUAUGUGAUGUCUAAAUCUGGCUUCUCUACGAAAUGAAACUUACAUUAAUUGCAAUGUCUAAAUCUGGCUUCUCUACGGC
This is a messenger RNA of Coregonus clupeaformis (lake whitefish), 5614 nucleotides long. RefSeq names its product A disintegrin and metalloproteinase with thrombospondin motifs 2. The record is from RefSeq and is a predicted model, not a curated record. The coding region runs from base 177 to 4547 and encodes 1456 amino acids. The transcript has 23 exons. Gene Ontology annotation, molecular function: metalloendopeptidase activity. Gene Ontology annotation, biological process: extracellular matrix organization; proteolysis. Gene Ontology annotation, cellular component: extracellular matrix. Lineage: Eukaryota; Metazoa; Chordata; Actinopteri; Salmoniformes; Salmonidae.